Penaeus indicus is the source of this 444-nucleotide messenger RNA. RefSeq lists its product as uncharacterized. The coding region runs from base 1 to 444 and encodes 147 amino acids. NCBI's taxonomy places the organism in Eukaryota, Metazoa, Arthropoda, Malacostraca, Decapoda, Penaeidae. The transcript has 2 exons. The record is from RefSeq and is a predicted model, not a curated record.
AUGAAGUUUGUCAUUGUAGUUCUGUUGGCUGUCGUGGUGGCAGCAGAGCAGAAGCGCGAGGCGGAUCCCCAUUAUGGCUACGGUAGUCCUUACUAUCUCCAUCACGGACAUCAUCAUGUGGGAAUAGCUCAUCACCCGGGCCACGCGACCUCAUAUGUGCACUCCCAUAUUGGCAAGAGGGAGGCUGAGGCCGAUCCUCACGGUGGAUACGGCUCUCGUUACCUCUACCACGGACUUCAUUAUCCCGUUGGAAUAGCCUAUCAUCCUGGCCACGCGACCUCGUACGUGCACUCUCACGUCGGCAAGAGGGAGGCUGAGGCCGAGCCAAAUCCUCACGUUGGAUACGCCCUUCCCUACGGCUACCUUGGUUAUGGUGGAUAUGGUUACCCCCUUUCCUACGGUUACCGUGGAUAUUAUCCUUAUCGACAUGGCCUUCUUGCUUGA